Messenger RNA from Micropterus salmoides (largemouth bass), 366 nucleotides. RefSeq names its product late cornified envelope-like proline-rich protein 1. The transcript has a single exon. Lineage: Eukaryota; Metazoa; Chordata; Actinopteri; Centrarchiformes; Centrarchidae. The record is from RefSeq and is a predicted model, not a curated record. Bases 1 to 366 code for a protein of 121 amino acids.
AUGCAACGCCAGCCAAACCAGCAACGAGGCAAAAUCAACCAGCUCAGCUGUAUGCAAUCGCCCAACCCUAGUAGCCAGGGCACCCCACGACCCCCCAAAGCGCAAAGGACCCCAGACUGCAUGUCCCGGGAAAAGCUGCGCUCCACCCCGAGGAAGAACAGCAGAAAGCCGUGCCGGGAAGCUCCCUGCCGCCCCUGUGAACCCGAGGCCGGUCCCGUCCCCGGACAGGGGCCCAGCCCCCCCAGUCAACCUCCCCCAAGGAAGAGGGCCAAAACCCACCCAUUGCCAUGUGCCCCAGGGACUCCAGAAUGCCCGCACUGUGAGAGAGCCAACAGGGGGAAGCAGCGGGAGCCCCACCCCUGCUGA